UCAAGCUAUUCUCAGAAGAAGCAGCUUUUUCUAUUUUCUUUCUCUAAAACUUUGUUCGAUUGAAAAUGGCAACCCGCAUGGUGAAGUUCGUUGGUCUCUUGCUUUUGUCACUCUUUGCCAUCUCCAUGAUCGAAUCCGCUCAGGUUUCAGCAGGCACGACUCCUUAUUAUGGAUCAGGAAGCGUGAGUCCGAAUCAGUGCAAUGCGAGAUGCUCAACGAGAUGCAGUAAGACAAAGCACCAUUUCCCAUUUUGCAUGGAAUCUUGCAUGCCUUGCUGCAGGAACUGUGGAUGUGUUCCCCCAGGUUUUUCUGGCAACAAACCUAUGUGCCCUUGUUACAACAGCAUGAAGACCCAUCGAGGAACCCCAAAAUGCCCAUGAUCACUUCCAUUAUUAGUUGAACUACUUGUAUUACAAUUAAUUUUUACUAAUUGUACGAAU
Papaver somniferum (opium poppy) is the source of this 440-nucleotide messenger RNA. RefSeq names its product gibberellin-regulated protein 5-like. Bases 66 to 380 code for a protein of 104 amino acids. The transcript has 4 exons. The record is from RefSeq and is a predicted model, not a curated record. NCBI's taxonomy places the organism in Eukaryota, Viridiplantae, Streptophyta, Magnoliopsida, Ranunculales, Papaveraceae.